AAAUGCUCGGAGAGACUCUCGGGCGUUUACAUGAUGCGACCCCCAUAGGAACAGGUUAUAAAGCGCCACCCCGUGUAUGCUAGCCCAAAUCCAACUCUUCCUCUCAACUAACCAACCCCAACUAAUCAACCCCAACAUGACAACCACAACAACCGAAAUCGCAUCCAUCCCCAAACCAACCCCACAGAGCGGACGAGCCUGGUGGAAGGAAGCCUCCGUCUACCAAAUCUACCCCGCCUCAUUCAAAGACUCCAAUGGCGAUGGAAUCGGCGAUAUUCCUGGGAUAGUCUCCAAACUCGACUACCUCAAAGAAUUAGGUGUUGAUGUCGUAUGGCUGUCUCCGAUCCUGCAGUCCCCGCAGGUGGAUAUGGGAUAUGACAUCUCGGAUUACUAUGCCAUCCAUCCGCCUUACGGGACUAUGGAUGAUGUUGAUAGGUUGAUUGAGGGGCUGCAUAAGCGGGGUAUGAAGUAUGUUAUGGAUCUUGUUGUAAAUCAUACGUCGGAUCAGCAUGAAUGGUUCAAGCAGUCGCGGUCUUCAAAGACGAACCCAUACCGCGAUUGGUAUAUCUGGCGAAAACCCCGGUACACAGCCGACGGCGUGCGACAGCCGCCGAAUAACUGGGGUUCCUACUUUUCAGGCCCCGCAUGGACGUACGAUGCUGAAACAGACGAAUACUACCUGCACCUCUUCGCGCCCGAACAACCCGAUCUAAACUGGGAGAACCCCCAAGUCCGCGCCGCCGUCCACAAAAUCAUGCGCUACUGGCUUGAAAAAGGAGCAAGCGGAUUCCGCCUCGACGUAAUCAACUUUAUUAGCAAAGACCAGCGCUUCCUCGACGUCCCCAUAACCGAUCCGUCGAAAUCCUAUUCGGACGGUGCGAAAUAUUACGCGUGCGGGCCGAGAUUACACGAAUACCUCCAGGACCUAGGCAAGAUCUUGAAAGAGUACGACGCAUUCUCCGUCGGCGAGAUGCCGUCUGUCUACGACCCCGUCGAGAUCCUCAACGCCGUGGGGUUCGAGAGAGGGGAGUUGGGGAUGGCGUUCCAGUUUGAGAUUAUGGAUCUGGAUCACGGCCCGCGCGGAAAAUUCACCCCGGGCCAGUUCAAACUGGCCGAGUUGAAAUCCGUCGUGACAAAGUGGCAGUCGUUCAUGUAUGAGAAUAACGGGUGGAACGCGUUAUACCUCGAGAACCACGACCAGGGGCGGAGUAUCUCGCGCUUCGCGUCUGAGAAGCCCCAGUUCCGGGCACUUUCGGGGAAAAUGCUUGCGACGUUCUUGGGGCUGCAGAGCGGGACGCCCUUUAUCUACCAGGGGCAGGAGAUUGGCGUUGUUAAUUUGCCCGAGAGUUGGACGAUUGAGGACUACAGGGAUCUCGAGGCGAUUAAUUUCUGGAACGAGCUCACGGCGGCUUUCCCCGGUGAUGCCCAACUCCAGCAGCAGACGCUCAAGGAACUGCGUCUUAAGUCGCGCGAUAAUGGGCGGUUGCCGAUGCAGUGGGGGCCGGGAAAGUACGCCGAGUUCUCGUCUGCGACUGCGAAGCCGUGGAUUGGGGUUAACGAUGACUAUGAGCAGUGGAAUGCGUCCUCGCAGGUGUCUGACCCCGGCAGCGUCUUCAGGUACUGGGCGGGGAUACUGAAGCUACGCAAGGAGUUGGUCGAUGUGUUUGUUUACGGGUCGUUUACGCUCGUCGACAAGGAUCAUGAGGAGUUGUUUGUGUAUACCAGAGGAUUCGGUGACGAGACGGCAGUCGUCGUGACCAACUUUUCCGAGAAGGAGGUGAAGUGGGCCGUUCCAGCUGAUGUGUCCUCGGUCUUCAGUGACGGAAGGUACUUGGUGGGCAACUACGAGGAACGCAAAGCAAUUGGAUUUGGGGGAGACGUCAUUACUGUGAAGCCAUUUGAGGCUUUCGUGGUACUCAAGGAAGCAGCCAGGCUUCCAAACUAAGACCGUUUCAUCGUAU
Aspergillus calidoustus is the source of this 1961-nucleotide messenger RNA. The record is from the annotation of a GenBank genome assembly. Lineage: Eukaryota; Fungi; Ascomycota; Eurotiomycetes; Eurotiales; Aspergillaceae.